UUACAUCUAACAGCAGGCAAGAUAUAGUAAAUGAGAUCUAUGAAACAUUGUACAGAAUUAAAAAUAUGAACAUGCAGGUAAUAUUUAUGUGGAUUCCAGCACACAGAUGGAUUAAGGGAAAUGAAGUUGUGGAUGCAUUAGCAAAACAGGCUCUGAUGCAGGAGGAGGUAUUGUACGUUCCACUCAGUAAGUCUGAAGCUAAAGGAAUAAUCAAACGAAACAUCAUUAAGGAGUGGCAGAACAGUUGGGAUACAGGAAACACAGGGCGACAUCUCUAUAUAUUACAGCAAGAUGUGGGUACAGGAAGGAUAGCCAGAAGAAUCAAUAAAGAGGAGAGCAUCUUGACAAGGCUAAGGGUAGGACAUACUAGGCUUAAUAAAACUUUGCAUUUAAUAAAUAAACACCCUUCAGGAGUGUGUGAACAUUGCCAAAUAGAGGAGUCAGUCGAGCAUGUAAUUCUUCACUGUCAAAAAUUUGGGGAGUGUUAAGGGAGGAAAGUAGAAAGUUUGAACAGGAAGAAUUAAGUCUAAAAAAUGUUUUUGAUAUUGAAGUAGGGAAGUUAUUCAGUUAUUUGAGAGAAACUGGAUUGAUAAAUAGAAUUUAGGGGCAGGAAAUAUUAUUAGUAUUAUUACUAUUAUUAGUUUUAUUUAUUUUGUUUCUUCAAGGGAAGGAAAGCUCUGGCCCACACUCCAACAUAGUAGGUGGCGGUAAUGCACCAUAAUGCUGGUUGCCACCCGCCAUUAAACGUAACAAAGAAGAAGAAAGCGAUCGAAAACGAUCAGGAUAGAGUAUUUUAGCAUCUAUUUAGCAUAGCAUUUAUAUAGUUAUUUAGAUUAUUUCGUGUAGCCUAGGUAGUUAAUUAGCAUAUUUGUUAGUGUAGUAUUGUUAGAAGCAUAGUUAGUUAGUAGCAUAGUAUUGCGUCAGUUAGGAUAGCUUCAAGUUAGCGUAGAUUAUCUGUAUUUAGUACAGUGGUCAGGAUGGUACGUAGGUGUAGUGUUGCUGGUUGCAACAGCACUGCUGGACUGUAUAGCUUUCCAGCAGACUUGGAAAUUAGGCGCCAGUGGUUGCAUGUCCUUGGCCUGGAAGACCGCGAGUUCCCGCCUAGAGCUGGAGUGUGCAAACUGCAUUUUUCGCGGGAUUGCUUCUCCAACGCAAUGGAGGUGGAAAUGGGCUUCUCCUUUCAGCUCGCGCUGAAAAGCGACGCAGUGCCAAACGCUCCUCCUGCAUGGACUCCACCACCUCAGCGGCGUCUUGAGCCUACUAUGACCAGAGACAUUGGGUGCCAGACUGACCCAGUCUGGUCCAGAUCUGCAGGUGUGCAGGCUAACAUGAAGCCAAUAAGGAGAAGCAAAGCCACCCAGGCCAGAAUGCCUAACAGGAGUGUGUCGUGUGACACAGGCACACUGAUGGAGCCUUUCACAGACUGUCCCGGGGCAACCUCAACACCAAUAAAGAGGAAAAGAUGUGAGGUGUCCACUGAUGACUCCAGCUACCAUCAAGAUGGAAGUGAGAGCACCAUGAACAGUACAAGUGGGGGAAGGAAACCUCUGUAUGGUCCUUCUUCAGGAAACUCUUCCCUGAUCCGUGUCACAACGCAAGAAGGUAUGACCACCCGAACGUGUUGGCCAAGGUACUCCCAACACCACCUAACGACAUUACGAUACGCAAGGUGUCUAUAAGCGCUGAAAGACAGGUAGUGCACAUGUAUGUUGAAGUGGAGGAUACAUUCCAUUUUUUUUAUAUACAUUUAUUUUUUUUUAUAUAAAAUGUAACCUUUCUUCCUGGAACUAACCUGUUUGUAACUGUCUCUUCCAUCUCACCAUAUAACUGUACGUAAGUGGGUUUAGUGCUACAGGCUCAAAGCCUGGAUGUGCCGUUACACAGCCCACUCCACCAAUCUGGUCACACCUGUGUACUACCUACAACAUGAGAAUUGUUUAUUACUACUUUGUUAGGAGGAUUUAUUUAAUAUUUGGUAUGUGGA
Molecule: messenger RNA, 1984 nt
Organism: Xyrauchen texanus (razorback sucker)
Lineage: Eukaryota; Metazoa; Chordata; Actinopteri; Cypriniformes; Catostomidae
Gene: gpatch11
Product: G patch domain containing 11
Exons: 4
Coding region: 978-1679 (233 amino acids)
Cellular component (GO): kinetochore
Molecular function (GO): sequence-specific DNA binding
Source: RefSeq, a predicted model, not a curated record